Messenger RNA from Solea solea (common sole), 5507 nucleotides. RefSeq names its product collagen, type IV, alpha 6 (gene col4a6). NCBI's taxonomy places the organism in Eukaryota, Metazoa, Chordata, Actinopteri, Pleuronectiformes, Soleidae. The record is from RefSeq and is a predicted model, not a curated record. The transcript is spliced from 49 exons. The coding region runs from base 302 to 5437 and encodes 1711 amino acids. Gene Ontology annotation, molecular function: extracellular matrix structural constituent. Gene Ontology annotation, cellular component: basement membrane; collagen trimer.
GCGGGGGGGGGGUUGGGUUUGAGUGACAGUGGCUGGCUCCUCCCCCUCCUCCUCUGCUCUGCUGCGCCGCAGUUUUGAAGUUUGAAGCUGAAGAAUCGCAGCAGCGGCAGCAACGACUUCAACCACGAGACUUUGAUGAACAGGAGGCUGGUGCUGGUGCAGGUUCAGGUUCUGGUUCUGGUGCGGGUUUUAUUUGGAGCAGUAGAUGAGCGCGCGUGAGCCUCAGUGAUCCGAAGACAGAAGAACGAGCUUCUUCUUCUUCUUCUUAAUCUUCAUCUUCUUCUUCUUCAUUGACAACAACAUGAAGCUCAGGUUGUGUGUGUUCGCAGUCGCAGUGUUGCUGCUCAGAUCUGCGCACGCAGGAACCGACUUUAAUGAGCCGUGUGCAGGUGAGGACUGCAGCAGAGGAUGCAAGUGCAACCCAGAGAAAGGCGGCAGGGGUCGACCGGGGCCUCUUGGUGAUGUUGGAUCCAGUGGAGCGGAGGGCUCACGCGGGACCCUUGGGCCUCAAGGGCCCAAAGGAGAGAAGGGCCAUUUUGGACUGAAGGGGCCAUCCGGUGUUAAAGGAGACAAAGGACCAAUGGGUGUUCCUGGAUUCCGAGGAACUGACGGCGUACCAGGUCACCCGGGUCUGCCUGGUGGCCGAGGGCCAUCUGGACUGGACGGUUGUAACGGGACCAGGGGAGAAGCCGGAGAUCCUGGUUACGGCAUUGGACCACCUGGAUUCCCUGGAAAUUCUGGGCCAAUUGGGCCAAAGGGCCAGAAAGGAGAACCCCGAUACAUUUCAGACGAUGGAACCAUAGGUUAUCCAGGUGUACCAGGACCUGACGGUCGACCUGGUAACAGAGGUCCUGAUGGUCCAACAGGUUUCCCUGGUCCAAGAGGACCUGAUGGAUACAACGGCCCACCUGGUCUUCCUGGUUCCUCAGGGCCUAUGGGGAGCAGUGGUGAAGGAUAUCGCGGAGAAAGAGGAGACAAGGGCGACGUGGGUCUUCCUGGACCCAGUGGAACCCCCGGUGACGGAUCGCUGAGAAGUGAACAAACGCUCACUAUCUACAAAGGAGAUAGGGGAGAACCUGGUCUGAAGGGGGUCAGAGGAUUCGACGGAACCCCCGGAGCACCUGGACCUUUUGGUUACAGUGGUGAAUAUGGAGAAAAGGGCCUUCCAGGAUACCCCGGUGCAAGAGGUCUUCCAGGUUUUAACGGUCCACCUGGCGCCCAAGGAAGCAGGGGAUACAGAGGGGAUCCGGGUUACUCUGGGCAACCAGGAUACAUCGGACCCAAGGGCGACCAAGGAGACCCCGGACAACCUGGACCUCCAACUUACGUUAAUGAGCUGGGAACAUCUGUUCAAGGGCAACGUGGUGACCCGGGUUAUAAUGGUCUGCCCGGUGCCCGAGGUGAUCAGGGAUCUCCAGGGUUGCCAGGACAGCCAGGUCGACCAGGAGAAGUGCUGGAUUCCACAGGUCGCGGCGGCUCUCGAGGUUUCCCCGGGAACCCCGGUCCAAAGGGAGAGAAAGGCAACCGGGGCGGAACACCGUACGGAUCUGAAGGAGUCCCAGGUUUUCCAGGACUCCCUGGAGCCAUCGGGCCUCCUGGACCUCCAGGCCCCACCAGCUUGACUGGUGAUCCCUGCGUCAUCUAUCCUGUCUUGCCCAAAGGUUAUCCCCAAGGUGGCAUCAAUAUUAACCCGGGACAGCCUGGGUUGCCAGGUGCCAGAGGACAACCAGGAGACAUUGGAUUCCAAGGCCUCACAGGUGACCCUGGUGACUGUGCGUGUCUUGGGGGCGGGACCUCGGGGCAGACGGGGGUGCGUGGACCCCCCGGACCUGACGGCAGACCUGGAUACCCGGGACCAAAGGGAGAGGGUGGUGACCCUGGUACUCCUGGAUACGGCGGCGGUCAGGGAUCUCCUGGUCGGCGCGGUGAUCCGGGCGUGUUUGGUCGUAAAGGAGAGAAGGGGACGUCGUACUAUCCUAACCUGGGUUUGGGUGUGAAAGGAGAGCGUGGGAAUCCUGGACUGAGAGGACCCAACGGAGAAACAGGAAAACCCGGCAGAGACGGACUGCCCGGAUUCCCCGGAUCCCCCGGACCUCCGGGUGACGGUGGUUACGGCACAGUGGGAGAAAAAGGUUUCCCAGGAUUCCCGGGGUCUAAAGGUCGCUCCGGUGUGCCCGGCGAGCCUGGACCUGGUUACGCUGGAACACCCGGCUUUCGUGGUGAACCUGGAGAACCUGGGAUACCUGGGUUACCGGGGCAACCGGGCUUACCUGGACCCAGAGGUGAAAACAGCUGUGAAGGGGUUAUUGACGUCGAAGAGGGAACGGGCCAAGUGCUACCUUGCACCAUACCUGGUGAGCUCGGAGACCCCGGAUACCCCGGCAUACCUGGACGACCAGGCUCUAAAGGUCAACCAGGCCUCCCGGGAGGAUCGGGACGUCCAGGGUAUGACGGAGCCAAAGGAGAGAGAGGAGAUCCUGGCUUUGGAGGCCAACCUGGACCUCAAGGUUUCCCUGGACCCAGAGGAGAUCCUGGAGUUCCGGGUAUCCCAGGACAGGGCUUUGAUGGAGGCAGGGGGAAGGAUGGUAUCCCUGGGCGUCCUGGAGCCAAGGGCCAGCCUGGAGAGGUCCUGGGAGCCACACCUGGCUCUCCAGGAAGAAACGGCUUACCUGGAAUUCCUGGAGACAAAGGCCAGCCUGGGACCCCAGGAGGACCUGGAUCACCUGGUUUUGAUGGACGCUCAGGUGUCCCAGGAUUAAAGGGAGAGCGUGGAGUCGACGGACUUCCCGGUUACACUGGACCACCGGGGCCGCCAGGUGAGCCGACUGGUGGCAUUCCUGGUCGUCCUGGAGCUCCUGGCAACAAGGGACUGAGCGGAUCACCAGGUUUCCCUGGACGGAAGGGAGACAGAGGAGAUCCAGGAUUCCCAGGGCCUGCUGGGAUGAAGGGAACCCCAGGACUACCAGGCAUCCCUGGGUCACCAGGGUCAAGAGGACUCGCCGGACCUCCAGGACCAGGAACUAGAGAUGGAAUCCCAGGAAUACCAGGAAGGAAAGGUGAGAGAGGCUUCCCAGGAUUGACGGGUUUCCCUGGACAACCAGGACGACCUGGUAGUCCAGGAUUUCCUGGAGGAAAAGGGUACGCUGGAGGGCCUGGCAGGGAUGGACGUAACGGUGGACCCGGAUAUCCCGGAGAGAAAGGUGAUCGAGGAUACCCUGGCCCUCCUGGCUUGCCCGCAAGAGUUCAGUCAGUCUUGGGAGUGAAGGGAGAGCCCGGUAACAAUGGAGGCAACGGCCUUCCAGGCUUCCCUGGACCCAGAGGUGACAAAGGUUUUCCAGGUCUGCCUGGUCGUCAGGGUCUGCCCGGACUUCCUGGUUUUGCUGAGCAAAGUAAAGGACAGCCAGGAGACAACGGGUUUCCAGGACGGCCAGGAGGUCCAGGCUUCCCUGGACCUAAAGGAGAGGCUGGAAUCCCUGGAUUCCCUGGCAUUUCUGGACCAAGGGGUGAUGAUGGUCUUCCUGGUUUCCCUGGUAAUAAUGGAGAACCUGGCCGACCUGGUGGCAAAGGACCACCUGGAGAGAGUUAUGGUUAUCCCGGAGGCCCAGGUGCUAAAGGCCAGCCAGGAGAUUCCGGCUACCCAGGUGGUCGUGGUAACGAUGGCACCCCUGGAGACAACGGCCUUCCAGGAAGUCCAGGUUACCCUGGAGCAAAAGGAAUUCCUGGUGAAGCUGGGCGGCCUGGUAUAACAGGCUCCCCUGGUUUCCCUGGGCCAAAGGGUCAGGCUGGAUACCCAGGAAGAAGAGGACAAGAUGGGUCUCCUGGUUUACCUGGAGGUCCUGGAGGACCUGGAGCAAAAGGUUUGCCUGGACCCCCCGGUUUGGAUGGACUUAAUGGCCUUGCUGGACCUAAGGGCCUUCCUGGAACCCCAGGUGGAAGCUUAGGAGGCCGCCCUGGUCAACCUGGUUUUCCAGGGCAGAAGGGCGAGAGAGGCAUCUCCUACCCAGGAGGUCCAGGAAUCCCUGGAGGCAAGGGAGAGAGAGGAGAUCAAGGUGGUCCCGGACUCCCUGGAUUCCCUGGUAGGCCUGGUCCUGCCGGUCAAACUAUUGGGUCUAAUGUUCCUGGACCUACGGGAGACCCUGGCCUUCCCGGACUGGAUGGAGAGUAUGGUUUCCAAGGUCCUCCAGGUCCACCUGGGCCACCUGGUCCAGGUACAGCACAGGGAGAUAGAGGUGACCCUGGGCUCCCUGGCUUCCCCGGCUCCCCAGGCAGGAAGGGAGAACCAGGACUCCCGGGAGGCCCUGGAUCCCCCGGACUUUAUGGUGCCAAAGGAGCACGAGGUGACACUGGUUUCAGUGGCGGUCCUGGUCAAAAAGGUUUCACUGGUGAGCCUGGUUUCUAUGGAAGCACAGGACCCAAGGGAGUGCGAGGACGCACUGGUCCUAAGGGUCCCCCUGGAACAACGAUACCUGGACCGCCACCUGAAUACAGGCCACGCUUUGGGGAACCGGGUUUUCCAGGCACAGGUGGACCUUCUGGUACCCCAGGAGAGCCUGGUCAGUCAGGAUUGCCUGGACGUCCUGGUCCUAAAGGUCUCCUUGGUCCUGUGGGUAAAUUGGGUCGCACUGGAUCUGCUGGUUCUGAUGGACCUCUUGGUGAUGCCGGACCCCCCGGUUUCCCUGGACCACCUGGCGAACAAGGUCUUCCCGGCACAGCAGGUCGUCCUGGCAUUCCAGGUGGUGUCGGUCGCAGUCACAGCAUUGGCUACACCCUGGUGAAGCACAGUCAGGACUCCCAGGUUCCCAUGUGUCCUCAGGGAAUGGCCAAGCUGUGGGAAGGAUACAGCCUGCUGUACGUGGAGGGACAGGAAAAAGCUCACAACCAGGAUCUCGGUCAACCAGGGUCAUGCCUCCCUCGCUUCAGCACCAUCCCCUUCCUCUACUGCUCCCCCAAUGAGAUCUGCUACUACGCCAGCCGCAACGACAAAUCCUACUGGCUUUCCACCACCGCGCCCAUACCUAUGAUGCCCGUGUCCGAGGGCCAGAUCCAACCUUACAUCAGCAGGUGUUCAGUUUGUGAGGCUCCAUCUCUGGCUGUGGCUGUGCACAGUCAGGACAUGAACAUUCCCACCUGCCCACCCGGCUGGAGGAGUCUCUGGAUCGGGUAUUCCUUUCUGAUGCACACGGCGGCCGGCGCUGAGGGCGGCGGCCAGUCCCUGGUGUCCCCCGGCUCCUGCCUGGAGGAUUUCCGCGCGACGCCGUUCAUCGAGUGCAACGGCGCCAAAGGAUCCUGCCACUACUUUGCCAACAAGUACAGCUUCUGGCUCACCACCGUGAAUCCAGGCCAGGAGUUCCUGUACUCACCCAAUCAGGAGACACUGAAGGGAGGUCAGGAGCGCUCCAGGGUCAGCCGCUGCCAAGUCUGCAGCAAGUUCUUGUAGGAGGAGGAUGAAGAGGAGCAGUGGAGGUGAAACAACAGGAGAGGAUAGGCUGACACUUCCCAGAGAAAAU